Messenger RNA from Lepisosteus oculatus (spotted gar), 3158 nucleotides. It is a transcript of the gene nup54, whose product is annotated as nucleoporin 54. The record is from RefSeq and is a predicted model, not a curated record. Lineage: Eukaryota; Metazoa; Chordata; Actinopteri; Semionotiformes; Lepisosteidae. Gene Ontology annotation, cellular component: nuclear pore central transport channel; nuclear pore. Gene Ontology annotation, molecular function: structural constituent of nuclear pore. Gene Ontology annotation, biological process: NLS-bearing protein import into nucleus; nuclear pore organization; protein localization to nuclear inner membrane.
AUUUGUUUCAAGGGCACAGAGAAUGGCUACCUGGCAGCCUCAUAGUUCUGGUAGAGAAAAGCAAAGGGAGUAAAAAGAUAACUCGGGUGGGUUUACUGAUCACAUCUCCCUCACGAAGGCAGAUGAAGUGUUCCUCAAGUUGGGUUGUGGGAUAAUGCGAGGUGCCAGAUGCUUUAUAGUACGGUCCAUCUCUCCGGGGGGCGGAAGCUGUGUCCAUAUUUCUGACAUUAAGGAACAAGUAAAGGUGUAUUCCAUGCUGAAAAGAGAAGAAAGGAAACAACGUGCUGUGGUGCCUUCUUCGGGUGGGAACGCAGCUACCUGAACUAUUUCUGGCAUUAAGUUGAGUUUGUUCAGUGUGGCCAUUGGUAGGGUUACCAUACGUACGUUUUUUUUCUUGGAUAUAUUCUCCUGUUCAGUUCUUAACCGCCGGUAAAUUUAAAAUGUCCGGGACUUUUUUCCUUUACUCUUUUCCCCCCAGUGGUUAUUUUAAAUGGUUCUUGGGACUAAGAAAGUAUCAUUCGAGAUAGAGAUUCGGUGUUGAGUUGAUUACAGUCGUAGUCUAAAUCGUGUCCCCGUCCUGUUUGUUUUCCGUUUUGAACAGGUAUGCGAUUUAAUAGACCCGAGUGCAGAUAACCAGAACCGCCCUCUAUCCCACGAAAAUUAUCUUGUCCUUAAUGCAUCGCCCCACUGUGAUUCCCGACGCGCAGAGCCUUAAAAUCAUCACCUCUGAACCCGAGGUUGUGCUUCUCUCCCAGAACAAAAAAAAAACAAAUUCUCUCUUCAGGUGACGGGGGAUCAGCAGACUUUACUAGAGAAGUUAGGUCAGACAGAAACUCAGAUGUUUGACGUGCUUCGUGGUGACACCAACAAUUGCUGCUAUGAGAACGACCUCUGUGUAGCUAUAUGCAUGUAUGGAGUUCAAUAAAGUGUGUUGCCAUUUAAACGUGCUACUUCUUUCUGAGACACGCAUAUAGCGCAAGGUUCCGCGUACGUAGGAACUCGUUGUUCGAGUAGCCCGGGUUUCUACACGGAGCCUCCAUGUAGACGGAACCGGAACACAUCGAACAUGGCGUUUAACUUUGGAGGCGCUCCCUCUAACACUGCGGGCUCCUCCGGAUUUUCAUUUGGUUCAUUUGCCCCUAAAACAACAGCAUCAACUGGUUUUGGCUUUGGCACGGCCACUACAGCCGCCUCAUCCGGAUUUGGUAGUCUUGCUGCUCCAGGGUUUGGGACGACCACAACAACAGCUUCAUCGACAGGCUUUGGCUUUGGGGCGGCCAAUACAGGAUUUGGUGGGCUGGGAGCUGCCAACCCCACCACUGGUGCUUUUGGUGGUUUUGGGACAACCACUACCUCUGCUGCAGCUGGGCCCACUUUCAGCUUUGCGGCUCCUGUGAACACAGGUGGCCUCUUCGGUAACACGCAGAAUAAGGGCUUUGGGUUUUCUUCAGGGUUCGGUGCAGGCACUGUCGCCACUGGUGGUCUUGGCACCGGCUUGGGGACAGGUCUGGGGUUCGGGGGCUUCAACACCCAGCCGCAGCAGCAGGGUUUGGGAGGCCUGUUUGGACAGCUGGCCCAGCCCCCUUCCCAGUCCAACCAGCUCAUUAACACCGCCAGUGCCCUCUCUGCGCCCACGCUUCUGGGAGAUGAGAGAGAUGCCAUCCUUGCUAAAUGGAACCAGUUGCAGGCUUUCUGGGGCACAGGCAAAGGGUACUUCAACAAUAACAUCCCCCCCGUCGAAUUCACGCAGGAGAACCCAUUCUGCAGAUUUAAGGCUGUAGGGUAUAGCUGUAUCUCUGCCAGUAAGGAUGAAGAUGGACUGGUGGUCCUGGCCUUCGACAAGAAGGAAGUCGAUGUCCGGAACCAACAGCAGCAGCUAGUGGAGUCGCUGCACAAGCUGCUGGGAGGAAAUCAGACGCUGACCGUCAAUGUGGAGGGAGUCAAGGCGCUGCCGGAUGACCAGACAGAAGUGAUCGUCUAUGUGGUGGAGCGCUCCCCCAACGGCACCUCGAAGAGGAUUCCGGCCACGGCCCUGUUCGGCUACUUGGAGCAGCCCCACGUCAAGGGCCAGCUGCAGCAGCUGAGCGUGGUGCUGACGGUGGCGCGGACGGAGCUGUCGCCCGCGCAGCUCAAGCAGCUCCUGCAGAACCCCCCCGCCGGUGUGGAUCCUAUCAUUUGGGAACAGGCAAAAGUUGACAAUCCUGAUCCAGAAAAACUCAUUCCAGUGCCAAUGGUUGGUUUUAAAGAGCUGAUCAGAAGGCUGAAAAUCCAGGAGCAGAUGACAAAGCAGCACCAGACCAGAGUGGAUAUCAUUUCAGACGACAUAAGUGAAUUGCAAAAGAACCAGGCAACAACUGUGGCAAAGAUAGCGCAGUACAAGAGGAAGCUGAUGGACUUGUCUCACAGGGUGUUACAGGUCCUGAUCAAGCAGGAGAUUCAGAGGAAGAGUGGAUAUGCCAUUCAGGUGGAUGAAGAGCACCUGCGAGUGCAGCUGGACACCAUUCAGUCCGAGCUCAACGCCCCGACUCAGUUCAAGGGUCGUCUGAAUGAGCUCAUGUCCCAGAUCAGGAUGCAGAAUCACUUUGGAGCGGUCCGCUCAGAGGAGCGCUAUAGCGUGGACACUGACCUCCUGCGAGAAAUUAAGCAGCAUCUGAAGCAGCAGCAGGAAGGAAUUAGUCAUUUGAUCAGCGUCAUUAAAGAUGAUCUGGAAGACAUCAAGCUGAUCGAACAUGGGCUUCACGAUGGCGUACACCUCAGAGGAGGAGUACUGAGCUGACGAUAUUGCUCUUGUCUUCUGCCGGCUGUCAUCAAAACAUCUGCAGACCUGGGGACCUGGGACCUAGGCCAGCAGGGCAUGCGCACUACUUGUCUUGCUGUUGAAAGUCCCAGGCUCCGAUAUAUUACUUGCCACUCCAUUCCCGAUACCCAUAGUAACUGAUACUGGUGACUUGUCAAUAUGGUUUAUAGAGCAAAAUCCAUGCUUCCACCCUUCCACACAAAAUGAAUAUUUCAUUUUGACAGACCAGGCAUUUAAAGGCUUUCACCUGUCAUUGUAAGUAAAUAUGCAAAAAACAUAUUUUUUACUUUUGGAAUUGCUUUGUAUUGAGGCAUAAGUUGUAAACUGAUUUCAUGUAAUGGAUUAAAAGGUUUAUAAAUAA